AUAAAGUCCAUAGCUACGUCUGGAAUCAAUAUUACGAAAUAGACGCAGCUUCGAGCAGUAGUAGUUCCGAUUGAGAGUUUGUGCACUUGUGCAAGCCCAGCCUGCUUCUGCUUCAACCCCUGCCCCUCCGAAGAUUGACUCAUUCUGUUCGCCGUGCGCAAGAACCGAAUGCCCAAAAUGGUCGAAGAAAUCAAAACGAAACUGCAGACGAGAUCUUCAUUGCGAGCAGCAUGUCCGCCUCGCUUCGCUCUACUUCUCGCCUUGGUCACGGCAUCCCUUAUCCACCUCCCGUCAGCCGAUGCAAAGACUAGUGCCUUUUACCCAUCUCCGGGAGUAGAACAAACAGGCCACAACUACCACCAAGGGGUUGCCCAGCACUACAAAAGCAGAAACACGAACUACGGCCGGAGUCUCGGAUUCGCACAGGCACAUCACGAAGAGGUGGAAAAUGAGGAGGACUUCUCAACAACAUCCGUUCAGAAGAAUACUCUUCACAACCUCAACAGCGACCAAAGCUACGCGACAGAAGCAAGUGCUGCAGAUCAUGUUGAUAACUCUUGGUCGUCGUACCUUUCCGGCAUGCUGCCCCAGUUUGGCUUGUCGAACACAACAGAAGGCGGGUCGUCCAUAGCCGCCCCGCCUAACGAAGUCGUGCCAGCAACAUCUACGUGGCAGGACCCGAUGAGGCUCCACCUGGGAGGGGACCUUUCGAACACAAAAGCGGACGUCCAGGUGGGGCCGCUCGCGAUCCGCGUGACCAUGAUGAACCCUAAGGGUUUAGGGUUUAGUGAGCAAACCCCAAAGAACCCCGUGUCCGGGGCGGACGGACGGAUUUCGCCGGAGGAUGGGUGGCUGCUCGUUGCGGAUCACGCGGACGUUGCACUGCCAGGUGAGGUUUCAUCUUCAGCUGGUGGCACAGGAGCAGGUGGGGCUUUUCUGGGAACAACAGGGGCCGCAGGACCUACAACUUCUUCUACCAGGGGGAGUACCAGCACAACAGCUCAUCACGUCCAUUGGAGCGUGGACACGAGCAGCACACAGACCACCGCGAUGGUAACGAUUCAGGACGUCGAUAUGUUCUUCCCCGGAAUGAUGAUGUCCCAGCAGUCACAUGCAGCUUCCGCCGCGAACCACAACUUCCACCGCCAACAAGCAGUUGACCAAGUCUACACCUUCUCCGUCUUCGACGGUAGCGGCAACGACGUUUUCGCGUGCACCGCAACUUUGAGUGGCGCUGGAGGUGCGGGCAACUACGGCAAGAGUGGUUCAUCCUCCACACAGACCAAGAGAACAAGCACGGGAACUUGCUACGGUACUACGAUGAAGUCGAGGAUGGCGUCUUUCGCGGCCAGCGGCGUGGGGAUCUCCUUUGGCUUGUCCGUGGAUGCAGCGGACAAGAAGUUGACCUUUUCGUUGAACGGGGUAGACUGGACGGGGAUUGACGGCUACGUGAAGUUGGCGAAGCGGUUCAUCCGGAGCCUGGGGGAGAGGCCGAUCGAAACCAUGCUGCGGUACUCCUACCCAGCAGCGAUGAAUCAUGGUGGGGAAGUGGGUGCAGGUGAGGGAAAUGAUGACCAGGCAAGAACCAUCACACGGGACGUGCACGUGCAAAUCAAGAUGUAGACCGUGUUUGGUUUUGCGGUCGGAAGAUAAUUCUGGAGGUCAAGAAGAGCGGGCGGGAGAAUCAUGGCGGAAAGCAAGCUUCUGGAUUUUUUGAAUGUUGAAGCCGCCGCAUCAACAGGUGAACUUAACAAAUUCCCAAUGCCCCGGGUCGACUAUGUUGUUAAACGUCUCUCUCAUGCCCAUGCGCACCAUAUUCAUCUAAUCUCGAUGGUGAUGCCACUAACUUCACAUUCUUAUCAAUCUACUCACGUUGAUCACCAUGUCCAUGAGCAUGAUUGAGCGUGCUAAUCGUUCCACCAAGAAUCAAAAAUCUCUAUGUCUGCAAAACGAACCCCAACAAAAAACAAUCUGUUUGUCCGCAAAACGCAAGGAAUUCAAAACAUUCAACAUGAGUAGCU
Molecule: messenger RNA, 2021 nt
Organism: Amoebophrya sp. A120
Lineage: Eukaryota; Dinophyceae; Syndiniales; Amoebophryaceae
Source: the annotation of a GenBank genome assembly